This is a messenger RNA of Meleagris gallopavo (turkey), 1370 nucleotides long. The record is from RefSeq and is a predicted model, not a curated record. NCBI's taxonomy places the organism in Eukaryota, Metazoa, Chordata, Aves, Galliformes, Phasianidae.
CUGCCCUGCUGCAGCUCCCCCAGUGCCCCGAGCGUGGAGCAGCAAGGAGCCUCAGCACCGCAGUCAGGUGCCGACAGACAGACAGGUCAGCCAUCGUGCUGCUGCCCCAGCUGUAACCGCUGCAGCAAAGCUGACCAGAAGCUGCAGUGGCUGGUGCUAUCGGCACUGCCUGAUGACGCGGCUGUUCCGGGUCCUGACUUCUGGGAGGCAGCUUGGAGGGACAUGGCAGAGCUGGUGGAACGGGGCACUUUGUCCUGUUGCAGCUCCCACAGUUCCUGGACCUCUACCAGCAGAAACAAGGACUCCCUUAAUGUGCACCAAGGAGCCUCGACAGAGGUCCCCAUCUGUGCCACUAGACAUGUGCAGACUGACAUGGCCCACACAGAUUCCGGAACACAGCAGAGCUGGUUGCGCUCUUUUCUGCUGCGUGGUGUGGGCUACUUCUGGCGGGAAACAAAACUUGCCCAGACGAAGAAUCAAGGUGGCAAGGCAUCCAGCAGAGCAGUAGGGGGUACCACCAAGUACUGCUUUUCCUGCUGGCGAUCACCAGCAGAGGACUGCGUUUUACAUGAGAACAUCCUCCUCCCAGAUGGACGGCUGCCUCAGAGACCUGAUCUGGUGCCCCCUCCAGAGUGGGCAGUGAAUUCACCAGCACUGCAUAGCAGCUACACAGAGGCUGCGGGAGUGACAACAAGAAGAUCAGCUCCAAUCCGCAGAGAUGUUGGUGUUGGGACUUCUGACAAAGAAGAGAACUGCAAGUGUGUCUGUGGUGCACAGCACAGCACUGAUAUGGGCAGUGCCAAGGAAAGGAGAAGAGCUUAUGAGCUUCAUGCUGGGGCAGUCACACAUGAGAACAUCAUGCGAAUAGAUGCGGCUAUAUGUUGGUGGGAGCAGAAGAAACAACAGCCUGUUGGAUUGUCCAAGCGUCCACCAGAAGUUCCCCAAAAGCACAAGACAUUAAGAGCACUACCAGCAGCACCUUCACGCCUAGCUCUGCAAGGUGACUGCAGAAGUGCAGCCAGUGAGCGUCUGAGCACUGCCCUUGGGGACAGAAGCAAAGAGCAGCCCCUAUGCACCUGCAUGCAGUCAUCUGGGAAAGAGAGACUUCAUCAAGCAAACCAGGGGCAAAGUUGGUGGGACAACAAGGCCCGGAAGCGUUCUACAUUGUCUGUCUCUGCCCUAAUCUUUUGGGAGAGCUGAAUAACAAAAUGAUCAAAAAGAAAUGCAGAAAAGGCAGUUCAGCACAACAUGAGAAAGCUGCACUAGUACGUGCAGUAGCCCUCCAGACAUGCCGGGAAGGAGACAUGGGGCUCCAAAGCAGGCAGAGGUGACAAAAAGCAGCCUCAUAGCAUCUGCUUUGGCUCGCUGCC